ACAGUACCAAAUACAAGAGAUCCUCUACUUCUCUGCACUCCUUAGACUCUCGCAGUCGCAGAGCUCAUUCGUCCCUCCCAAACCUCACCGUCCCCAGACAUUCUUAACCCACUCAGAUUCUCCUUCGCCAUCCUCAUGGGGAUAAUAGAGGUUGAGCCACCGAGUCCGCUCAGGUACAUCAUCGGAGCAGCGAUCAUGAUCGCCGGAGUUGUAUUACCCGUCGGUUAUAUGAUGUUUCGUAACAAGCGUGUCCCUUCUUCCUCCUCUUACUCCAAACAGACGAGCAAAGUUUUGAUAUAGAGUUAUAGAGAAUUGAGAGAGAGAUUUGGAUUCAGUUUCUGGGUUUUUUUUAGGCAAUUGAGAAGAUGGAAACCACAAAAGCUUUGAGGGAUCUCUACUGAAGUAAUCAAAAUGUAAAUUUGCAUUGGAACAUCGAUUUGUGCUAUAUGGGUUUGUUCAGGAAUUUAAUUCACUUUUACAGAAAUAACAUGCUUGUGUUUUAGGGGCCUAUAUGUGGAUUCAUUUUUGUCAAUAUAUUUUUCCCUUGUAACUUUUUGGAUCACGACAAUCUUGAUUUGUUUUCUUUACUAUCUUGAUCAUUCAUUAUGAUUAAAUUUAGAAAUGAUUUUGCAGUA
Messenger RNA from Cannabis sativa, 635 nucleotides. RefSeq lists its product as uncharacterized. Lineage: Eukaryota; Viridiplantae; Streptophyta; Magnoliopsida; Rosales; Cannabaceae. The record is from RefSeq and is a predicted model, not a curated record. Bases 136 to 300 code for a protein of 54 amino acids. Gene Ontology annotation, cellular component: Golgi apparatus. The transcript is spliced from 3 exons.